UGGUAGUCAGCCAAUGGCUCCAUCGCUCUCCUCGGGGGCCCUGUGUGUGUGUAUGUGUGAGUGUGUGUGACAGGGGGAGAAAAAAAGGAAAAAGAGAGAGAAACGGAGAAAGAGAGAGAGAUCUGGGUUGCAGUUUGACCAGGUCUGAACACGGAACCAGGAGCGUACUAUAAGUCCACGGAUUGUUGCUUUUGUGGCCCCGGCGCACAGGGAUAUUUUUGGAUUGCAUAGAGUGCGCUGGAAUCGUGGAAAACAACCGGAAUUGUAAAUUCUGCGAGGAAUUGUCUAUGGAUUUAAAUCGCCGAGGAGCAGCUUCAUUCAUGUCACCAGAGCCGAAGCGUGGAUUUGAACGCGUUUCAAAGUCCGACAACAUUUAAGAGCUCGCAAGUUUAUCGCUGACUAUCGUAGCAUUGUUUUUCGGCUACAAAUGUCUCUCAAAUCUGUCUUUGAUUAAGUUAGAAGCGUUGAAUAAUUACUUGCACCCUUUAAACCUGUAGUGCAUUUAAAAUCUAAAACUGUAAGCUUGUAUAUCGUUCAAAUGUACAAAUGACAGCAUUCUUCUAAGGUGAAUGCAUUUUGAUUUUUGUUUAAUUUUGCGUUUGUUUGGUUUUCUGUAUUUUUAAUGCAAUAUAACAUUGUGCCUCCAAAACUAAUGUGGUUUUGCCACCAAUAUACGGUGCUCGGCUGUGCACGCGCUGCACGGCAUUCGGCGAACAUUAAUGUUUCACGACCUCGGAAAUAGUUUUCAAUCGCGAAGAUCUGAACGUAAAUAAAACACAUCUAGUGUUUCAAGUUGUCGUAUGUUCAGGACGAAACGCUCAGGUCUUGUGCGGCGACUCUGGAGAAGCCGUUUGAUUCCAGAUAAAGAGGGGGGCGAUGGAUAUGGCAAAAGCAGCGAGGGGUCUCGGGACGAUCUGCUUGGCACUAACCCAGAGAAAAUUCCCAAGACGGAGUUCAGUCCGAUGACCCCGAGCGGGUCGCUUCGCGUGGACUAUGAGGAACUGUGUACGAGGAAUCCCAUCGAGUGCGGCGGAGGCUCACCGGGGGGCGUUUUGGACCAAGAUGGGGGUACGGUGUGCGUUCUGCAGCAGGGAAGCCCUCGGUCUGUGCAGGACAGUGAUUGCAGAACAGUUACGUGCUGUUUGUUUAAAGAUCGGGACCAUCAUUCUGGAUCUAGAAGCCCGGAAGCGGCUCAAGGGAAAGAGCCAGGCUCGUGUCAGUUUGUGUUGAGGAACAUUGGGUCUUCACGGGACCCCGGUCCUUUUGAGAGCCAGGAGACGAAACCUCGCUCCGUCAUGGAGCAGGAGCUCAAGACCGCCACCUACUCGCUAUUAAAAAAGCUUAAAGAGAAAACGCUGGAUACUUUGUUGGAAGCCGUGGAGUCCAAAGGAGGGAUGCCGAGCGAUUGUGUGAUGGUAUCGCGGACCGAGUUGCGUCUGGGCGGUCACAUGGCUCCUCCACAGCUGCUCAUCUGUAAGCUUUACCGGUGGUCGGACCUUCAGCACACAGCCCAGCUUAAAGCACUCUGUGAGUGCAAGAGCUUCGGUGCUCAGGACGGUCCGGUUGUUUGCUGCAAUCCCUAUCAUUACAGCAGACUAUGUGGGCCAGAGUCACCCCCUCCUCCUUACUCAAGACUUUCCCCCAGCGAAGAACAUAAGCCACUGGAUCUGUCUGAUUCCACACUGUCUUACACUGAAACAGAGGCUGCCAGCUCGCCAAACGCCACCCAAGGGGAAUUCUCAGAUGCCAGUCUGUCACCUGACGCCCCCAAACAGAGUCACUGGUGUAACGUGGCAUACUGGGAGCACCGGACGCGGGUGGGCCGCCUCUACACGGUGUACCAGCCCGCAGUCAGCAUUUUCUAUGACCUACCUCAAGGCACAGGCUUCUGUCUCGGCCAGCUCAGCCUGGAUCAGCGCAGCAGCACCGUGCAGCGGACACGUGGGAAGAUCGGCUACGGCUUGCUCCUGAGCAAAGAGCCAGACGGGGUCUGGGCCUACAACCGCAGUCAGCACCCCAUCUUCGUCAACUCGCCUACUUUGGACGUACCGGGGAGUCGUAGCUUGGUGGUGCGCAAGGUGAUGCCCGGCUACUCCAUCAAGGUGUUCGACUACGAGCGCUCGUCAUUGCUCAGACAGGGUGCGGAGUCCGAGCUGCUGGACGGACCGUAUGACCCGAACAGUGUGCGCAUUAGCUUCGCAAAGGGCUGGGGUCCUUGUUACUCACGCCAAUUCAUCACCUCUUGCCCCUGCUGGCUUGAGGUCCUCCUCAGCAACCACAGAUAACACACACAAAUGGACUCGCUCGUGUCGAGAGACUGACAGACUCCACAAACUAUCCCAAAUAUCAUCUACUUAGAUUUAAUAUAAAGUUUUAUAUAUUAUAAGAAAUAUAUAUUAUACUUGUAAAUAAUGGAGUCAUUUUUACGAUGUAAUUAUUUAUGUAUGGUGCAAUGUGUACAUGGACAAGAGGAAAAAAACGGGAAAUGCACUUUGGCUUAUAUAUAUAUAUAUA
Misgurnus anguillicaudatus (oriental weatherfish) is the source of this 2514-nucleotide messenger RNA. The record is from RefSeq and is a predicted model, not a curated record. NCBI's taxonomy places the organism in Eukaryota, Metazoa, Chordata, Actinopteri, Cypriniformes, Cobitidae.